UCACUGGACUGUCAUAGAAGCAUACAGCCAAUGUCUUCUGCUGCAGAGGAGCACUCAUAGUAGCUGUGUUACGCACUCACACAUACACACUAGUUUCACUUCAGACUAUUUCCAGACUAUGGACGUCCCUAAAGACAGAAUCAACAGUGUGGAGAACACAACAAUGCUCCAUUGAUGCUGCAGUUCAGAAAGCGAGAGGACUUUAAAUCAACAAGAGCAACAUGGCGAUGGACUCAUCUUUACAACUCAGUCGGAUAGACAGAAGUGGCAGCUUUCUUCAGCUUGUCGAUGCGUUUGCAUUGUCACUGAGUACGUUGGAGCAGCAAAUGGUUCAUGCUUCGCAGGAAAAAGACCAAGAUCCAGUCAGAGAUCCAGACACUUCUAUGUUCAUAGAGAUAGAGGGAGAGAUGAGUGCUGUGUGUCUACAGUAUCCUGUGUUUGAUGGGGAUCAUGGUACAAGCACAAGUGUGAGUGUGUUGGACAAACUGAUACACACACACCCCAUCUGGCUUCUGCUUUCCAUCGACCAGCAAGAGGCCACUGGCAUCCUGCGGCAGCAACAAGCUGGGGUGUUUUUGGUCUGGAGGUCAUCUGUCCUGCAAAAGAAGGUCUUGUCAUUCCAUACGGAUGGUACCUUAGACUCCUCUGUGAUUCACAUCCCUGUAAAGGAGAGCCAGUACACAUUUUCUCUGGAGGGCUCAGGAAUUAGUUUUGCUGACCUCUUUCAUCUUGUGGCCUUUUAUUGUAUUAGCAGAGACAUUCUGCCAUCUACCCUGAAGCUUCCUGAGGAAAUACACUCAGCUGAGACCCUGUCAGAACUGCACGAGGUGGCCCAGCAAGGGGCAGCUUUCUGGGAAUCUUCUGUCAGCAGACAAGUCCCAAAGAGUUCCCUGGUUCUGGACAGACGGCCAAUCUCUCUGCAUAGGAACUUCUCUGACAUCUUACUGAUAGAGGAUCAAACCUGUACCCCAACUGGCAAUCUAAAUGUCCCACUACCUCUGACUGACACCUGCCCGAAUGCCCCUGAAGGCGAAAGAAGUUGCUCCAACAGUGCUUUGUCUUUUAUCAACCCUGUCUUCCUCAAGACACAGCAAGAUCUAACUGGAAAUGUAGUAACAGUGAUCGCAAAAGACACAACAGCAGAAAACAGAAAAUCUCGUCCCCCUCCUCCACCAAGGCCACCUCCACCUCGCAUUUUGGUUCAUACCCCUGCUUUACCCCCAGGUCGGAGGACUAUGCUUUUGAGUGCUGGCAUUACAAGAAUGAGUCAGGGACCCAAAUUGAUCGCCAAACGCCCCAGUUCUAAGAAACCUGCGCCUCAACCUCCACCACGACCUCCUCAACCGCCAGACAUAGACAGCUACCGCUGCACCAUUGCGUUAGAUGAUGAUACCAUUUCUAGGGCCCUGUCUCAAGCCAGCCGGACGCAUACACCUCUCAACCCAACCAACAGCACCAUUCUGCAGCAAUGGACCGGUCCAGAAGAGAAAGGGCGAAGCUCAAGUGGUUUGUCCACUUCCUCGUCUGACUCUCUGGAUUGUCCUCCGCAUCCUCUUCCUUUGGACCUAUCCCAGAGUGUGGGCCAAGGCCUCUCCACAGAUGACAGCAGUGAUGAGUAUGACGAAGAGGAGGAAGACUAUGGUGUGGGACUUGAAAGGGACCUGCAUCUUCGCCUUCGUUCUGCCCGCCAGACAAAAAGACUCCUGGCGGUUGAACUAGUGGGCGUUCGUCCGAGAUCGCUCAUUAUCUCACGAGCACUAAGGGGACAAUUCCGAAAGGUCCGCGGUGUCCUCAAUGUUCUGGCUACACCUGAAAAACGCAUCUUGCUCCGGAUCAUUGAGUUGUCCCAAGACAAAGGUUCCUACUUUGGUUGCCUGGUGCAGGAUUAUUUGAGCUUUGUGCAAGAGAACAAAAACUGCCACUCAUCCAGCCAGGAUCUUCUGCAGACGCUCCGGCAGUUCAUGACCCAGAUGAAGGCUUACCUCAUACAGAGCUCAGAGAUUAACCCACCCAUAGAGUCCUACAUACCUGAGGACCAGAUUGAUCCGGUGUUGGAGAAGGCCAUGCAUAAGUGUGUGCUGAAACCUCUGUAUGGCUGCUUGCAGUCAGCGCUGUACGAGUUCCAGGUGGCCGGAGGAGUGUGUCAGAGGCUGCAGGAGAAUCUGACCCUGGCCAAGACCAAACAACCUCACGAGCUGGGAGCGAUCGGAGCCCGGCCACCAGACGCCUACGCCAUCCACCGCAUCCGCAGAAAACUCCGAGCCAUGUGCAGCAUGCACUCACCUGAGAGGAAGAUAUCGGUGCUGCUGAAAGUCUGCAAACUCAUCUACAGUAUCAUGCAAGAUCAUGAAGUGAGGAUGUUUGGCGCGGAUGAUUUCCUGCCCAUGUUGACAUAUGUACUGGUCCAGUGUGACAUGCCACAGUUGGACACUGAGAUCCUGUAUAUGAUGGAGCUGAUAGAUCCUCCAUUACUGCAUGGAGAAGGAGGUUAUUACCUCACCAGUGCAUACGGAGCGAUGUCACUGAUUAAGAACUUCCAGGAGGAACAGGCUGCACGGAUCCUCAGCUCUACAGCGCGCGACACACUCCACCAGUGGCACCAGCGUCGCACACUGCAGAGAAACCUGCCCUCAGUGGACGACUUCCAGAAUUACAUGCGUGUGGCUCUGCAGAAGGCAGGUAGCGGCUGCACGGCUAAAACCCUUCAGGUCCGGCCCCACGCCACAACAGAAGAGGUGUGCCGCCUUUGUGCACUUAAAUUCUGCGUGUCCGAUCCGGAAAACUACGGCCUCUUUCUUCUCACAGACGACAGCAGCCAACAAUUGGCCGCAGACACACAACCUCAGUGGAUAAAGGCAGAGUUACACAGUCGACCGAACCCUCAACACUUUUACUUUGUCUACAGGACGAUAGCCAACAUAAACUGUCCCACGGCUGUUUCUUCAGAGCAGGACGAUGCCUGAACACGCAAUAGCAGGAAAAUAUUUAUUCAGGGUGGGACUUUGUGUAUAAAGAUUGCAAGAUGAAAGACUGUCAAUA
This is a messenger RNA of Rhinichthys klamathensis goyatoka, 3039 nucleotides long. RefSeq names its product Ras and Rab interactor 2b (gene rin2b). The record is from RefSeq and is a predicted model, not a curated record. Gene Ontology annotation, cellular component: cytosol; endocytic vesicle. The coding region runs from base 222 to 2963 and encodes 913 amino acids. Lineage: Eukaryota; Metazoa; Chordata; Actinopteri; Cypriniformes; Leuciscidae. Gene Ontology annotation, molecular function: small GTPase binding; guanyl-nucleotide exchange factor activity. The transcript is spliced from 13 exons. Gene Ontology annotation, biological process: vesicle-mediated transport; signal transduction.